Helianthus annuus (common sunflower) is the source of this 1687-nucleotide messenger RNA. Its product is annotated as putative F-box/FBD/LRR-repeat protein At4g03220. Bases 23 to 1687 code for a protein of 554 amino acids. The record is from RefSeq and is a predicted model, not a curated record. The transcript is spliced from 3 exons. Gene Ontology annotation, molecular function: protein binding. NCBI's taxonomy places the organism in Eukaryota, Viridiplantae, Streptophyta, Magnoliopsida, Asterales, Asteraceae.
AGCAACUUCGGUUUAGGCGAGAAUGGAUUCUGGGUAUGGUAAAACUAGAGUGAAAGUAGAAGGUGACAGACUAAGCAACUUGCCGGAUGAUGUUAUCCACAAAAUCCUCUCUUUUAUUGGCAUUAAACAAGCAAUCGAAACAAGUGCUUUGUCGUCUAGAUGGAGGUAUGUCUGGACUUCAAUGCCCUAUCUCAAUUUCUCAACUAAAGAUUUUCGUACGUUGCGCAAGUUCUCCACAUUUGUUGAACAUGUUCUCUCUGCUCGGAAUAAUCAAACAGAAGUGCAUUCUGUCAACCUCACUUUUCGUGGAAAGAUUACCCAUGUGUUUGUCAAGAGAAUUUUGGACUAUGCGUUCUCCCACAAUGUCCAACAGUUGAACAUAACUUGUUUGUCUGGAAAGAAGAUGGAAUUCCCUCUUUCUCUCUUUAAUUCUCUGUCUCUCAAGCAUCUCACCUUGACUGGGAAUAAUUACAGAGAUGCCAUCCUGAUUCCAUCUACUUGGGAGCUGCCAAAUUUGGUCACAUUGAAAAUCUGUGCUUUCACAUUGAAUGCUGACGAUACCGGCAAGUGUCUUGAUCUUUUCUCCAACUGUGCAAACUUGAAAAGUCUCACCUUACGUCAUUGUAGACUGAGGGGCUUGAAUGGUUUCAAUAUAUGUCAUCCUGGACUAUCUAGUCUAACACUUAAUUUAAUUGGACAUGAUGGUUGUUUGCGUGUCAAUGUGGUUACACCUCAACUCAAAUAUCUCACUAUUAUACUUUGGCAAGGGGUACUUUCGAUUUCCGCACCCAACCUUUCCUUCUUGCAUUAUAAAGAUAAUUCCUAUCGUUUGGAGUUUUCUGCCGACUUUCUCUGUUUAAAAAAGGUGGAUAUAUGUGUACCGUAUAUCUAUAAAGAUAAGGAACAUGCUCAUAACAUUGUUCGUCUGCUUCAACAGAUUCAUAGUGUCGAAUUUCUUACACUUAGCUUGGAAGCUAUCGAGCUUCUUUCUUCAUUCGUGGAACUAAUCUCACAUCAACCUUCACCAUUUGCCAACUUAAAGAGAUUAAAGAUUUAUCCAAACUGUGUUUCUCGUUUGGCCGAGGAUCAAACAAAACCAGAAGUAACUAUGUCUACUGAAGUUAAAAAGUAUUUGCUAGAUAGUGCUCCAGGUGCCACCUUAACAAUGGUUUCACAUGAUGAGACUAGAGCUGUGAUGAAUGUUCAAUCUGCACGAAGCCUCAUGAGAGAGUUGCAGGAGCUGCUAGAUGAGUGGAAAGAAAAUAGUGAAACAAACACGGCUCAUAUGAAGCAAGACAAGGCACCAAUAGAGAGCCGCAUGUCAACGGUACAUGAGCAAGGGGAAGUUGAAUACCAUAAGGCACAACCAGACACAAAAAUGGAAGGGCGUUCUGGUGGAAGAAUGACACAUAUCACGUGCUAUUGGGAAAAUCUGAACAAGCAGUUUAAGAAAGGGAAUAAAAAAACUGAUCACAUACUUUCAAUGUUGCAGAAGAUUAAAGGCGUACUGACAAAGCUGCCUACAUCACAUCGGGCUAAGUUGCAAGAAAGGUUUUUUGGUUUGUCUGCAGAGGCCGAGGCUAUCAUGGAUGAUGUUAUGGAUUGUAUGAAGAUCCAAUAUGAUAAGAAGCCAAGCCGUUCAAGUGUCUACUUUCAUGAACUUGCAGCAUCAGAACCGCUUUCUUGA